This is a messenger RNA of Pyrus x bretschneideri (Chinese white pear), 2873 nucleotides long. Its product is annotated as E3 ubiquitin-protein ligase mib1. Lineage: Eukaryota; Viridiplantae; Streptophyta; Magnoliopsida; Rosales; Rosaceae. The record is from RefSeq and is a predicted model, not a curated record. Gene Ontology annotation, molecular function: protein binding. The transcript is spliced from 2 exons. The coding region runs from base 663 to 2639 and encodes 658 amino acids.
ACACCCUCUCUCUCUCUCUCUCUCUCACUCUGUCACUUCAAUUCUCAAUCUGCACUGGACUCUCAGGGACCCAAAGCUAAUCUGUAUCAUUCGAUGCUUUUGUCUGGAACUUUCCCUCCACCAUAUAAGUUAGUAAAAUCCCCAUCAAAUCAAGUGGCCAUUUUCCUCUUGUUUUGUUAUUAUCUUCCUAUAAUCUCCUCACUUUUCCUCUCCCCUGCUUAUCUUUUCACCUCCAGAGCUUCAUCUGGAAACAGUGGCCUUUCCUGCUUUAUCUUCUCCUCCCAGUCCUCCAAUCUCAAUUUCUCAGUACAAUAUCUAUUGGGUUUGAUCCAAAACUGCAUGUUGUUCCCAUACAGUUGAUGGGUCACUUCUCCCAUCUGUUUUUUUUUUUUUUUUUUUUUGGUUUAACAAACUCAGUUGCAUUGGUUUUCAUACCUUCAAGCCAAUAAAAAGCUUAAAUCUUUAGCUUUUCUGCAACUUUCCCACCAAAAUGAACUUCCUUUCUUACCCUCUUGGGCCCUUCCACUUUCGUUUUAUGUCUCAUCUCUGAUUUGCUUUUGCGUGCUCUGUUUUUCUGGGUUUUGUGUUUUGCCUCCAUGUGUUUGACUAAAUUCCUCUGAGAGUUGCUAUUUGAGUAUUUGGUAGCCAUUUUUUGUGUUACAAUGCCACCAUCUUACUUCCCUUUAAGGUGGGAAAGCACCGGAGACCAAUGGUGGUAUGCAUCACCAAUCGAUUGGGCAGCAGCCAAUGGCUUAUAUGAUUUGGUCAGUGAGCUUCUUCACCUUGACACCAACCUCCUCAUCAAGCUGACCUCAUUGCGCCGCAUCCACCGCCUUGAAACUGUCUGGGACGACGAGGCUCAGUUCGAUGAUGUUGCCAAAUGCCGGUCACAAGUUGCCAAGAGGCUCCUCCACGAGUGCCAAAUGCAGAGGGGACAUAACUCUCUCAUCAGGGCCGGCUACGGCGGAUGGCUUCUCUACACUGCGGCCUCGGCCGGGGAUGUAGGGUUUGUCAGAGAGUUGCUGGGGAGAGACCCUCUUCUUGUUUUUGGAGAAGGAGAGUAUGGAGUCACUGACAUCUUCUAUGCUGCUGCCAGGAGCAAGAACUCUGAGGUUUUCAGGCUGCUGCUUGAUUUCUCAGUGUCUCCAAGGUUUAGCCUCAGUAAUGGAGAACUUGAAGAGAGGUUGGGUGAUGUUACAUCGGAUUUCAAGUGGGAAAUGAUGAACCGGGCGGUUCAUGCCGCUGCUAGAGGUGGCAAUUUGGAGAUAUUGAGGGACCUGCUUGGGGAUUGUGAGGAUGUUUUGGCUUAUAGAGAUGCUCAGGGAUCUACCAUCUUGCAUACAGCCUCUGGCAGAGGGCAGGUUGAGGUGGUUGAGUAUAUAAUAGCAUUCUUCGAUACCAUCACAAUAGUAGAUAAUCAAGGGAACACAGCUCUACAUGUGGCCGCUUAUAGGGGUCACUUGGCUGUGGUGGAUGUCCUAAUUCGUGCAUCUCCCUCGUUAACCACGUCAUCAAACAAUUAUGGAGACACCUUUCUGCAUUUGGCAGUGUCUGGUUUCAGAAGCCCUGGUUUCCGGCCACUGGACAAACAGAUUGAGCUCAUUAAGCAAUUAGUAUGUGGUGAUAUUGCGAACAUGCAGGACGUUGUUAAUGUUAAGAACAAUGAUGGACGAACUGCUCUUCACAUGGCUGUAAUUGAGAAUGUUCAAUCUAAUUUGGUGGAACUCCUCAUGACUGUUCCAUCAAUUGAUUUGAACAUCCGUGACUCUGGCGGCAUGACCCCUCUAGAUAUUCUUAAACGAAGGCCAAAGUCAGCAUCGUCCGAACUUCUGAUCAAGGAAUUGAUUUCAGCUGGAGGGAUCUCCAAUCGUCAGGACCGUAAAGCAAGGAGCGCCCUUGUUUCCCAUUUGAGAAUGCAGGGUAUUGGAGGCAGUCCGGGAACCUCUUUCAGAAUUCCUGAUGCAGAGAUAUUCUUAUACACAGGCAUUGACAAUGCUUCUGAUGCCAAUUGCGAUCAGUCAGGCGUGCAAUUCAACACAUUCUCAGGUGAGCUAAGACAAUUUGGCUCACCCAACACAGUAAACAAUAAGAAGUCAAGUUCUGUAACUUAUGCUGCAAGGCGCCUUAAGUUUCUUCUUCAAUGGCGGAGGAGGAAAGAAAAAAAGGAAUCUAGCAUAUACUUAAGAGAUAAUGAUUCGGUGGAGUCAUUUAGCACCUGCGUAGAUUUGGACGACAAUCCAAUCCCUCUUCGGCAGAUGUAUGCCAAAUCUUCCUCCCUCCCAAACAACAAAAGGACAGUUUCUGUAAGGAGUUUUCUUCCGAGCCCAUACACUAAAAUGAAAUUUACUGCUGGUUUAUCACACGGUGUGAUUCAGGCAAGGCCCCAUUUGGCUUUUCCAGCUGAGUCACUGUCUUCCCCUACUUUCAUGGACAAAGAGAAGGGUGUUGACAUUUUGGGACCCUCUAGCUCAAAUGGCAAACCACCACAUCCACAAGCAAGCUUCAAACAUAAUUCCCUCAGUAAGAAGUUAAUAAACCAAUAUUUGUCUGUUGGCGCGCAAGGUCUGGAUGUGAACGAAUCAAUUAGCUCCACUUGGUCGAAUCAAAGUCACAAACACUCUGGUCCUCUAGUUACUUGAUCAGUAUGUAUAAACGGGUUGGUGUUCUUGCUUAGGCCUGUAGAUAGAUUAGAACUGUGGUGAGUUCUCAAAAAGUUUUUCUUUAUCGAUACACUUCUUUCUUUAUUAUCCUUUCCCCCCUUACCGAUCACAUAUUUUUAUAAUCUUUGUGGAUAUGUGCAUAGUUUCAUACCAGUUGUAAAAGUUGUCUGAAUAAUGUUCAAGAAAUGUUAAAGGGUUACAUGUUUUAUAGUA